Theileria annulata is the source of this 1305-nucleotide messenger RNA. Its product is annotated as DEAD-box (RNA) helicase, putative. The transcript is spliced from 8 exons. Lineage: Eukaryota; Apicomplexa; Aconoidasida; Piroplasmida; Theileriidae. Gene Ontology annotation, molecular function: nucleic acid binding; ATP binding. The record is from RefSeq and is a predicted model, not a curated record. Bases 1 to 1305 code for a protein of 434 amino acids.
AUGGAUAAGAUAUUUAAAAAAUUAGUGAAGGGUACGAAUUUUAAAAAUGGACCUUCUUCCGGUGUUUUCGUGUUUCGAGAUGGAAAUGAUAAGGAAGCCGAUUCUGGUGUUUUUGAUGAGGAUUCCAGCGUCGUUUAUGCCUCAGGAGAAGAUUUUAAGGAUUAUACGCCUCUAGAUUCUUUUUCGUCGCUGGAUUCCUUAACCACCGAUGAGAUGAUGAGCCAAAGAGCUAAAUUUAUUUCAAAUUCUAUAAAAUCGAAGUUCAAUUUUGAUAAAUCGACGCCAAUUCAGAGAUAUGUAAUACCGAUAAUGAUGAAAGGGAAUGAUGUGGUAGCAGUAGCACCUACGGAAAUUGGAAGAUCAUCUGAGUGUUAUAAUAAUUGUGCCGACGGUGGAGUUGGUACAGCAAGUGAAAUCAGAAUUUGUGAAAACUUCAGUAUCGCAACACUUGAAAAGAAUAUGAAAUCAUUCAACUUCUCAAUCGCAGUCACAACUCCACUGACUCUCUACACACUAUUACAUACCAACACAAUUAACACGAGUAUGACGGGAUUGAAGUGUGUAAUAUUGGAUGAGUGUGACAAGUUGUUGGAGGAAGGAUAUAGUGAGAAUAUUGAGUACGUGAUGAACCAUUUAAAGGACUUUAAAGGAAUUCAAAAGGCCUCUUUUAGCUCAACAGUACAAUCUGAAGUCUUAUUAUUAUCGAAAUCGCAUUUCAAUAAUCCAAUACAUAUUACUAUUGGUAAAGAAAAUGUGUGUUGUUGUAAUGUAGAACAGGAACUAAUAUGUGUUACAAACGAUAAAGGGAAAUUAGUGAUAUUGAAGCAGCUAAUAAAUGAUGGGAAGCUACUUCCUCCGAUAUUGGUUUUCCUGCAGAGUGUUAAUAGGGUCAACGACUUAUAUAAUGAACUUUCACAGCUGAACUUAAACGUUCAAAAGUUCACUAAACAGCUUACUUUAAAACAACGACAAAAUAUCAUACAAAAAUUUAGAAUUGGGCAAAUAUGGAUUUUGCUAUGUACUGAUAUAUUAUGCCGUGGAAUAAACUUUAAAGGAGUUCAUUCAAUAGUGAAUUAUGACUUGCCAUUGACGCCCCAAGUGUAUAUUAACAGAGUCGGAAGAGCUGGAAGAGGUACGAGACGCGGAAAAUCAGUCACCUUCUUCACCAUUAACGAUUUUAAAAUCCUGAACCAUAUUGUGCAAAUUAUGAAAUUGUCCAAAUCCAACGUACCAAAUUAUCUGCUGACACUCAAGAAUAUUGAUAUCCAAGGUAUAGCAUUAUUAACUAGUGUAAUUCUAUAUUAA